This is a messenger RNA of Chelonus insularis, 1933 nucleotides long. Its product is annotated as synaptotagmin-10-like. Gene Ontology annotation, biological process: regulation of dopamine secretion; cellular response to calcium ion; regulation of calcium ion-dependent exocytosis. The transcript has 10 exons. NCBI's taxonomy places the organism in Eukaryota, Metazoa, Arthropoda, Insecta, Hymenoptera, Braconidae. The record is from RefSeq and is a predicted model, not a curated record. The coding region runs from base 139 to 1593 and encodes 484 amino acids. Gene Ontology annotation, cellular component: exocytic vesicle; plasma membrane. Gene Ontology annotation, molecular function: calcium-dependent phospholipid binding; phosphatidylserine binding; clathrin binding.
AUUGAGCAGAAGAGGUGCCAUCGGCCGCGCUUUCAGCGUGGAUUCAAUUAAACACGUAAUACUCCGAUCAUUCCACUCGUGAAUUAUACUUAAAAAACGUCUUAGUAAUUUUUAAUUUUUUUGUGGGCUUUUCAUAAAAUGGGAGUAGUGAAGACUGGGUCUGAAGGCAUUUACGAGGAAGCUGUGAUACCUAGCGAAGAAGCUAAUAAUUCAUUACAAGCACAUGUUGAAGAGUGGACUGAGAGCUUCUCCUACCAGCUAUUAAUCGGUAGUGGUGUUGCACUCAUGGCUCUGGUCUUCCUUGCAACUGUAAGCUUUCACUGUUCAUCCACUUGGAAAUGGCUAAUGGGAGUCACCAGACGUGAGGGCGAUGAUGACGCAGACGAAGAUCUCUCCCAACAAAAUGCCAUAAGGAUUAGCCAUUCUCUGCCUGAUCUCCAGUGUGAGCCGAUUACUCAUGAAUAUGUUCAAGAACAGAAAGAAAAUAAAAAAGUACUUCGUCAAACUACCCUGCCUAUUGUCCCCACAAGACAUCAAACAUUUCAACGUCAAUUGUCUCAUCGACUUGAUCUUCCCAAUAUCAAGUUCAGCAUCUGUAGUCUGGAAAACCGUAGUGACUCAAGUCUUGGACUUAUCAAGCCUGAAUUGUAUAAGAAAGAUCUCACAAGACAAGAGAGUACAGAAAGUUCGAGUACAGCAGAGAUGGAAGUUGCUGGCAAACUACACUUCACACUUCGCUAUGAUAAAGAAAUGGAGGGCCUUGUUGUUCGAGUACUCUCAGCUGAAGGAUUGCCUAUUAAAGAUGUCACCGGGAGUAGCGAUCCUUAUGUUAAGAUUUAUCUUUUGCCCGAUCGAAAGAAGAAAUAUCAGACGAAAGUUCAUCGGAAGAAUUUAAAUCCUAUGUUUAAUGAAACUUUCAUCUUUAGCGUUCCUUAUGAUGACUUGAAGGAAAGAUAUCUGCAAUUUUCUGUCUACGAUUUUGAUAGAUUUUCCCGACAUGAUUUGAUUGGACAAGUUGUGUUAAAGGGAUUAUUGGAGUGUACUGAUUUAGAGCAGGAAAUCAACUAUUCUAUGGAAAUCCUUUGCGCAACACAGGAAAAAGUAAACUUAGGAGAAUUAAUGUUGACACUUUGCUAUUUGCCGACCGCAGGGCGACUUACUGUGACUGUAAUUAAAGCUAGAAAUUUGAAAGCUAUGGAUAUUACUGGAAAAUCAGAUCCAUAUGUGAAAAUUUAUUUAUUGUGCCAAGGAAAGAGAUUAAAAAAAAAGAAGACGACUGUGAAAAAAAAUACUCUCUUUCCAAUAUAUAAUGAAUCGUUGGUGUUUGAUGUACCAUCAGACAAUAUCGAGGACGUGAGUCUUAUUGUUAAAGUCAUCGAUUAUGACAGAAUCGGCUCAAAUGAAUUGAUGGGUUGUACAGCGAUAGGAUCGAGUUUCAUAGGUAUUGGAAGAGAUCACUGGUUAGAGAUGUUGGAUAAUCCGAGAAAACCAGUAGCACAAUGGUAUCCACUACUUGAAACGGUUGCUGGUCACAUUCCAACAGUAUCUUCAGAACCUCUUCCUGUAAGCCUCAGUUGCUUGAACAGCAGAUGAAGUUAACGGGACAAUUGCCGCUAAUGCAGGGGCUCAUAAAUUAUAUUGGACGACAUUUUGAAAAAUCGUCUUUUCUGUCCUCCUAUUGCUUGACAGAUAUUAAAUGCAACCCAAUGUCUUAAAGACAAGAAAAUAGGUUUUUUGCUUUGACCUAACUCUGGAACCCAACGACAAACAUAGAAUAAUAAACAGGUUAAAAUGAACAGGGUGGUUGUAUGGCGGUGGCCAUGAAACUUGUUGGCCUUAGAAAAUUAUUUUAAAUAAUAAAAACAUAUGAGUUUGGGUUAGGCCACAAAUAACAAAUCCACGAUAAUUUUUAAUAAUGAAGAUACUUUAAUAA